AUAAUUUGACACAAAAUGUAAUCAUAUUGUUAUAGAUUUAAAUAUUUAUAGUAUUGUUUCCGUUAAUAUAUACAUUUCUGCUAGAUUAGACUUUGAAAUAGAGUACAUAGCAGUGGUAAUUCUGAAAUAAUCGACCGCUGAAUGUGAUAAUGGACCAAUCAGAAUGGAGUCAACGAAGUGGAUGGUCAAAACUUGCCCCACGAGUUUUUUCCAUGUUUCUUUCCCCCAGUAUUACGGUAAUAUACAGGAAGUGGCAAUUGUUCGACUUAUCGGGGGUAAAUCGACAUCACAUGAAUCAGUUUGGGGAACAGUUCGCCAGUGGUCGAGUUAAACAUGUUAAUAAACAUGUCGCCGUGCGGCUCCACUUUGGAAGAACAGCUUUCGUCCAUAAUGGACGUGCUUGCAAAAGCGGCCGUAUCUGAAAUUAGCCAACUGUUCUUGGAAGGCUCGACUACCCUUCGCUUACAAAUAACUCAGAGCCUGAAAGAAAACGAAGCGCUGAGGACGAGGAUGAAGGUGAUGAGGAGUGAGCUGUUUUCUCUGCGGCUUCAAACGAGAUCAAAUGCAUCGCGUGCAGCAAGUCGUUCCGCCGUGGCUCGAGCCAACAACUGCAAACCACUGACCAAAUCACUGGGAAAUGGCCUAAAGCCCCUGAUGGAGCACAAGGCGGUUGGAAAUUCACCUUAUCUUAGACCAUCCAAAAGUGAUGCUUCUUCUGCUACAACUCCAGCAGAGCAGCAUACCCCAGACACCAUUUUAAUUAAAGAAGAAGAAGAUAUCAUUGGAGGCAAGCCCUCUGUAGAAGACUACGAUUACUUUGGCGACUGCAGCACACAGCGCAGCGCCACCUCAGAGAGUCUGCAUGUGGACGCCCCCGGCUCCUCCCACAUGUCUAGUCACAGCGGGGAGUUGAGGAUUCUGAGCGUCCACGGACAAGGGGAGGGCCCCCUGGCUGUGGACGGCCAUGACACCCUCUUCACGGUGUCCAAACAUAAGGUCUGGAGCUCGCUGUCUGUGGACCACAGCGUGGCCAAGAGCCUGGACUGCGGCGAGCGGUUGUUCUGCCGCGAGGAGCGGACUGUGCAGCAGCAGACCCCAGACAGCAUUUUAAUCAAGGAUGAAGAGGAUAUCAGUGGAGGCAAGCCCGCUGUAGAAGACUGUGGUGACAUAGAAGACAGCAGCACGCAGCCUGGUGCCACCGCGGAGAGUCUGCAUGUGGACGCCCCUGGCACCUCCUACAUGACCAUGCAUCGGCGAAAUCAGAGAGUCCACAGAAAAGGGGAGGGCCCAUUGGCGGCGGACGGCCAUGACACCCUCUUCAGCGCGUCCGAACUGGAGGCCCUGAGCUCGUUGUCUGCGGACCACAGCGUGGCCAAGAGCCUGGACUGCGGCGGCGUGCCGCUCGUCCACCGCGAGGAGCUGACUGGGUACCGGGCCUUCCGCAAGGGCCAGCCCUGUGUCGAGUGUGGCAAGAUUUUCCCCAACAAUGCCAAGAUGAUCAUCCACAUGCGUAGCCACACCGGCGAGAAGCCGUACGGGUGCGAACUAUGCAAGAAGCGCUUCCAGCAGAAAGGCGACCUGAAGAUUCACAUGAGGAGGAUUCAUUCCGGGGAGUGGCCCCUUGUGUGUCCCCAGUGCAACGCCAGCUUCCGUGACUCCAAAUAUUUGCGUCGCCACAUGCUCCAGCACAUGGGUAAUGGGGUGCUUUGACACGGGGCAAUGGGAGGCUUUGAUUGACAUCUUUAUUGUGUCUGUGAUGAAAUUACUGCUUACGAUAUUUAUUGUUCACGAUUUUAAAGACUCUUUCCAAGUUUCCACUUUUUUACAGUUGUAAAUAAUACAUUUCUGCGUCAUUACCGUUACCUUUUGUAAUCAAAAAUUGCCUGCAAAGUUCACUUGUGGAAUGAAUUACUGCAAUGUAAACCCUCGUUAAACAUGAUCAUUUCAACUGUCUUUCAAUUCUAUUUGCUUAAUCCCAA
Gadus macrocephalus (Pacific cod) is the source of this 1979-nucleotide messenger RNA. RefSeq names its product zinc finger protein 27-like. The coding region runs from base 334 to 1710 and encodes 458 amino acids. Lineage: Eukaryota; Metazoa; Chordata; Actinopteri; Gadiformes; Gadidae. The record is from RefSeq and is a predicted model, not a curated record. The transcript has 6 exons. Gene Ontology annotation, biological process: regulation of transcription by RNA polymerase II. Gene Ontology annotation, molecular function: DNA-binding transcription factor activity; RNA polymerase II cis-regulatory region sequence-specific DNA binding.